AUGGACUCUAAAUCCGAGACAGAAGUGGAAGAUGUAUGUGGCGAUGAUGCUUCCAAUUCGGAUACUACUGGUGUAUCGAUUUCGUCUAUUGCCUUGCUGGGUGAAAAGCAUGGAGUUGAGGAGGAUAGAGCUGUAAGUCCGGCAGACUACCAGGUUUCAGCUUCUAAAGAAAUAUAUUGGUCGUGCAGCUCCGAUGUGAAUAGCAUCCUCUCAACAGCGCCUCUGUCUGCUGCUACAUUAUUGUCAGAUGUCGACAGGGAUUUCAAGUGUUUGCUGCAGGGACAUACACAGGACGAGUGGGACAUCUGCUUGGCGUUUGCAAGAGCAUGGGAAGAGACAUGCGCAUCAUUGUCGCCUCCGGCCAUGAUAGUUCCCUCAGGGAGAUCAUUCUUGAUCCAGCCGUUGCGCUUCACGGGCCCUUGUGAAUCGAAUCCUCUCACCAUCUUGAUAGAUGGGAAUCUAGUGGCGCCUAUUGAUCCUUCAACCUGGAAAUGUGAUGCCAAUGACUGUUACCAAUGGCUCUACUUCCACAAAGUCGAGGGCUUAACACUGCUUGGCCAAGGCAUCAUCGAUGGCCGUGGCCAACAAUGGUGGCUGAACAAAGGCCAAACCAGACCAAGCCUUAUGAAGAUCUCAAACUCAGCUAAUGUCAGAGUAGGUGGCGGUCUGAGAUUUGUGAACAGCCCUUUGAUGCACCUCAUCCUCCACGGAUUACACUCGGUUUACGUCUCUGACAUCACGGUACAAUCUCCGGAGGACAGUCCCAACACUGAUGGAAUUCAUAUUCAAGCCUCUACAAAUGUUCAUAUUGAUAGUUGCAUAAUUGGGACAGGGGACGAUUGCAUUGCAAUACUUAAUGGGUCGUCGAAUGUAAGGAUUACAAACAUCAAAUGUGGACCAGGGCAUGGAAUAAGCAUCGGAAGCUUAGGUAAGAAUGGACAAGAAGACAGAGUCGAAGAUAUUAGAGUGAGCGAUGUUGUUUUCCUAGGUGCCACCAACGGUGCAAGGAUUAAGACAUGGCAAGGAGGAAGAGGGUAUGCUAGAGACAUACAUUUCGAGAGAUUUUGGUUCCAAGACACGAUCAAUCCGAUCAUCAUUGACCAAUUCUACUGCAAUCAAUUGAGUCAAUGCAAAACCAGUAAUUCAGCGGUGGAGAUCAGCAACGUGAGCUUCAAAAUGAUGGUGGGAAGUUCGGGGAGAGAGAAUGUGGUGGUGUUGAAAUGCAGCGAGGCCGUGCCGUGUCGGGGUAUCUUGGUGGAAGACAUGCACAUUGUCGCGACGGGGAACACGCCGGCAACCUAUGACUGUGCCAACGUCAUCGGAAGAGCUCAAGGCCAUCUCGUUCCUGAAAUUGUAUUUUGA
Messenger RNA from Salvia splendens (bonfire salvia), 1362 nucleotides. RefSeq names its product probable polygalacturonase At3g15720. Gene Ontology annotation, biological process: carbohydrate metabolic process. The coding region runs from base 1 to 1362 and encodes 453 amino acids. Gene Ontology annotation, molecular function: polygalacturonase activity. The record is from RefSeq and is a predicted model, not a curated record. The transcript is spliced from 8 exons. Lineage: Eukaryota; Viridiplantae; Streptophyta; Magnoliopsida; Lamiales; Lamiaceae.